Sitodiplosis mosellana (orange wheat blossom midge) is the source of this 3031-nucleotide messenger RNA. It is a transcript of the gene wls, whose product is annotated as protein wntless. Gene Ontology annotation, cellular component: organelle membrane; endomembrane system. The coding region runs from base 831 to 2495 and encodes 554 amino acids. Gene Ontology annotation, biological process: Wnt protein secretion; Wnt signaling pathway; intracellular protein transport. The transcript is spliced from 7 exons. The record is from RefSeq and is a predicted model, not a curated record. Lineage: Eukaryota; Metazoa; Arthropoda; Insecta; Diptera; Cecidomyiidae. Gene Ontology annotation, molecular function: Wnt-protein binding.
GAGAGAGAGAGAGAGAGAGAGAGAAAAAGAGCGAACGAACGAGAGCGACAAAGAAGGGCACACACAACAACAACAACAACAAAACAACAAUAAUAUUAGCUUCGAGUCCUUCAUGGAUAGAAAGUCGAAUCGUCAUACAUUCAAACACACAUCCACACAUCCAUAUAUCCACACCUACAGCUACAACUUAGACAUACACAUCGAUGCCUCCAUACAAUAGCGAACGAGCAGCCAUUUUUAUGUCAAUUCGUUUGUUUUCUCUUAUAUGUUUACAUUUGUCAGAUUGGCAAUUCGCCUCAGUGAACACAGAUUUUGGGGUUCGUUCGAUGCCAUCGGUUUCGCUGGUUCAUUCGAAUCGAUUUUUUUCGUCUUCGAAUUUGUGAUUUUUCAUUUAAUUCUAUCCAAUGGAGCCAUUGUUAGAAAAUAAAUCAUACAAAUGUACGAAGUUUUUUUUGUCAAAAUUAAACUGUUUUUAUUUUAAUAUGAAACAUAUUUUGUUUGAAGUCGCUGCAUGUUCGAAAUCGCAUAUCGAUGCAUGACCAUGCGCGCACACCACAUUCAUACCAAUUCGCCAAUGUUUAUGUUUCCAUUGUGUGUUUGCGACAAGCCUCAUUAUUGUUUACAACGCCGCUCUCGCUAGACAGAACAUCAAGUGCAUUUCGUGCGAUUCUCAAUUUGGUUUGCUAGUUGGUUUAUGUUAGUUUUAUCUCUUUUCGCUUUGGAAAAUCAGCGAAUAAACCAUCGAAUUUAAUUGAUUGUUAAGCGUAUUCGUAUUUUGCUGACGGCAAAGAUACCGGAUCGAAUCGCCAAUUCAAAAUAUUUGUGAUAAGAUGGCCGGUACAAUUCUUGAGAAUUUAAGUGGACGAAAAUUGGGGAUUUUAGUCGGCACUUUGCUCGUAUGCCAAGUGAUUUGUUUUCUUAUCGGAGGAUUGAUCGCUCCAGUGCCUGCGAGCGUACAAACAAUUCUUGGUACCGUGUGCAAGGAUAUACCCGGCUCAUUCAAUGACACCACCAAAUGGGUAUAUUCAAGAGGGCUCGGAAAAUGCGAAACCAUCCAUCAAAGCGAUCUUGAACGACAUGAUAUUCGGCUUGCCAAUCAAAUCGUAUUCGUAUUUCAGAUGCCUCUUCCACGUGAAGGAAAAGUGUUAGACUAUUCGAGAUGGCAGCAAAAUCUCAUCGGAAUCCUCCAAACGGAUAUUGCCCAAAAUGAAGAAGUGAUGCUUGAGCAUCCCCGUGCAAUCGUUACUCUUGACGCCCGUUUGGCAUAUCGUAACAAAGGCGAUGCCGAUGGUGACUGGAAACACUGCUCAUCGUCACUUGAACAACGCGAGUUGGACUGCAGUGGGGAAGAUCAACUAUCCGAUGAGAACUCGUGUUCAACGCUGCCGCUAUUCGAACUGGGAUCAUUACACCAUGACUUCUAUUUGUUGAACGUUCGAUUGCCAGUGGACUCAGAGCGCAAAAUGAAUUUGAACAUUGGAAAUAUUCGUGACUUGCAUUUGACGGUGAUUUACCAGAACGGUGGCUUUACCAAAGUCUGGCUAUCGUUGAAGACGAUAUUCUUCCCAUUUAUUGUGGCCAUCAUGUGCUGGUUCUGGAAUCGUGUCCAUCAACUGCAACGCUCACCAGUUCUCAUUGAGUACAUGCUGUUGGGAUUGGGAGGCGCAUUGACAUUCUUGAAUCUUCCGCUUGAAUACUUUACGCUAUACUUCGACAUGCCGUUUAUGCCACUUCUGGCCGAUAUUCGGCAGGGAGUCUUCUAUGCUCAGCUGUUGUCAUUUUGGUUGAUAUUUGCCGGUGAGCACAUGCUCAUCCAGGAUGGAGCAUCAACAUUGAAAACGUACUGGAAGCACUUGAGUGCUGUGGUUAUUGGAUGCAUUUCAUUGUUCGCGUUUGAUGUGUGUGAGCGUGGAGCUCAGCUCAGGAAUCCAUUCUAUUCCAUUUGGAUGACCAAAAUCGGAGCUAAUAUCGCUUUCACGUUCAUUUUGCUUGCUGGAAUUUCGGCUUCGGUCUACUUUUUCUUCUUGUGCUACAUGAUUUGGUGUGUGUUCUGUAACAUCAGUAUUAAACGAUCAUCUUUGCCAUCGAUGUCGAUGGCGCGUCGGCUUCACUAUGAGGGCAUUAUUUAUCGUUUCAAAUUUCUCAUGCUUGCCACAUUGAUUUGCGCCGCAUUAACCAUUGCCGGUUUCAUCAUUGGCCAAAUGUCCGAGAGCCAAUACCGUUUGGAUGAUUCCAUUCAUCUUGAAUUUACAUCGGCAUUCUUCACCGGCGUCUAUGGCAUGUGGAACAUUUACAUAUUCGCACUGAUCAUUUUGUAUGCACCAAGUCACAAACAAUGGCCAUCGACCGGUGGAAACGGAACAACAAGCAACAAUGACAGCGCAACCGAAAAUAUUGUCGGCGAAGAGAUUGAAUUCAAUAGCUUGCCAUCGGACACAAAUCCAAGCGAAAUAUCAUCGCUAACAUCAUUUGCACGCAAAGCAGCUUUGGAUUAGAUACAAUUUUGGUUUACCCUUCACCACUUCUUAAUUUGUAACACAAAACAUUAAAUUAAAUUCAUUAUGUUUUUUUUAUGUUAAAAGUCCAAAUAAGCAACAAGAACAAAAUUGUUACGAUCAACCGAUUAGCAUGAUAACAUUACUUUAGAUUAGUUUAGUCACUGUUUUAACUACCAAACUUUAAACGAUUCUCAAAAGAUGUGCAGUUUUUUUUUAAUCAUGUUUAUGGUAUGAAGAGAUUUUUGUUUGUAACCGAGUGCCAAUGAAUGAUUUUCGUCACUUUUAUCUAUAGAUUCAAGAUUUGUAUUGGAAGUAUUUUUGUACCGUUUUUCGUGCACAUCACAGCUUAAUAGAGCUUUUACUAUGUAUUGAAACGGUUAGAUUUCGAGCUAAGUAACGAUGAUGAUCGACAGAUUAGUGACAAAUUUGAAAGUAAAUAAUGCAACUAAUUGCCAAAAUUGGUUCAAUUUGAAAUGUAACAAUCGAUUGGAAUGUUGCAUCACCAAUAAAAAGAAUAUUAUGGGCAUUACAAA